UCGAGGCGCACGCAUGCGCACUACGAUGUGAAAGUCAGCCACGCUUGUCAUUGCCACAUCCAUUCGAACAGCAGUAAUCUGUUAUUCAGGGCGUAAGUAGAACCAGAACCAUGGCUCCAGGUGGACGACAGCUUUUGUGGAUGGCUUCCGUCUGCUGGAUUGCAUCACUAAUGAGUGGAGCUGAUGCACAGCAUCUGAUCGCUUACAUCUCGCAAAGAGGUCUUCAUGGAGAGAUCACUUUUCGGCAAAUGAAUGCCACCACGGUGGAGAUCAAGGCCAACCUGGAGGCCACCUUGCAGUACCCCGACCAAGUAUGGAGUUGGGGAGUACGUCGUUUCCCCGUGGACUACUCCAAUACUGAUCCAGACGAACGCUGCGAACUGAGUCGCUUGGGAUCGCAGGUCCUGUCCUUUGACGAGGACUUGGAGUACCUGGUACUGCCCGGAAAUGAGACCUCCAGCUGGGAGCGAAACAUGCAGUUGAUUGGGGAUCGGGGAAUCUGGGGGAAGUCCCUGGUUCUGACAGAGGUCAACGCCAAUGCACGGAUCUGUGCCACCAUUACCACUAUCCAGAGUUCCGUGGAGCACAUGGCAGAGGCUCGAUUUAAUACUCCUGUGGCUGGAUCCGUCCAUUUCCGCUGGCUGGCCCCGGCGGAGGGAGCUGUGGGGGAUACUCUAAUCUACUCGGAUCUUUACCAUAUUAGGGCGCAACCAGCUGUUCUGGAGGAAGAUAGAAGUCAAGCUGGACCGUUCACCCAGCACCACUGGAAGAUCUAUGUGACGGACAUCUUCAAACAUGACCACCAUCGCACGGAGGACAACUGCAACUUCCUGCAGCAGGUUUUCGAUCCCCAGGGAAGUGGAGCGGGCAAGGGAAUAGGUGAUCUGGACGCACGUCUCGGCAGGAUUGGAGUGGCCAAGAAUGCCCUCCGUUCGCCACAACGCAGCGUUUUUAGGGAUGCUCAGUUGGCCCUGCUGCCCUCGGAUCUUACCAUUCCCCAUAGAACUCUUUACCUGGUUCUUUUUGACAACCAACAUCCAGAUUCGUACCUCGCGUGCACCAAGAUCCGCCAUGUCCAACCUUUGACACAUAAAACUUUCAUCAAUUCUGGUGGGGUCAAGGGAGAGGUUACCUUCAUGCAGCGCUCCAAGUUCGACCCAACUUUCCUCAAUUUCACCUUGGGAGCACCGCUUUCCCAGCAUGUGAGUCGCAAGUUCGCCGAAGAUGUGGCCGCCUUUCGGAUUCACAGUCUGCCGCCGGUGCCUUCGAGGAUGGGUCACGAGGACUACUGCCUGACCACUGGGGACAUGCAUAAUCCCCGGGAGAUAAACGAGAACAUACCCCCACCCGGUUAUGGAACCCAGGAGCAGUAUCCCGUGGGCGAUCUCUCCGGGAAGCUACAGGGUCGCAAUAAAGGUUAUUGGCAUCAGUAUGUCUUACCAGGAACGAGUUCCGAGUUGAAUGGCCUCUACUGGGACGUAUUCCUGCCCCUUCAAGGUCGUCAUAGCAUUGCCCAACGGAGUCUGGUCAUAUACACCUUCAAUCGAUCUAAUGUCACUAAUAUUACGAAGAUGAUUUGGGGCUGUUCGAGCCUAAGUCAAUAUCAACGAAAUGGCAUCUACCAGCAGAACAUGGUUACGGCUCAGGUCCUUUUCCGCUAUCCUGUGGUGGGUCGAGUCAUAUUCCGGCAGACGGCGGAGCAGCCUUGGCAGGAUACCACCGUUUUAUUUGAGUACCUCAUCCAGGCGGAUGGAUCUACGCAGAAUACCACCCACGAUCAUCGUUGGGCAAUCCACAGCAAUGCGCCUGGAAAGGACUUCUAUGACUGGCAACAGAGAUGUAUUUCCGCUGGACCUGUAUAUAAUCCAUUCCGAGUGGAUUGGGGCAAUCGCAGUGUGGAUGACUUCUGCCGACCCAGUUUAGCCUCCAUGUGCAGAGUGGGUGCCAUGGAUGCCAGAUCGGGAACCCUAACCAUCGCUGGAGGCAGAAGAGUUGCCCAGAAAAUAAGUAGGAAAAUGUUUGUAGAUGGCAAUCUUCCGCUGUCCGGAAGACAUAGUAUCCUGGGUAAGUCUCUUGUUAUCUAUGAGGAUAGUGGACCCAAAGCCAGAGGAGAGCGAUUGGCUUGUUCGGCCGUGAUUGGACACUUCCGGAGGAAAGUGGUGGCCAAGGAGUGGUACGCAAAUGGAGAUUCGUUGACAGUCAGCGGUCGGGUGGAGAUCACCCAGCAAUCGGAGUAUGAUGUCAGCAAUGUGGAGGUGCAACUUAAGGGACUUCAGGAUAAUUCAGGAUAUCACAUCCAUAGGACACCCGUGGAAGCCAACUUGGCGUUUCCCUGCGAGGCAUCCACUCUAUAUGGUCACUGGAAUCCUUUCGACGUCAGUCCAAAGUCAUCACCUCCUCCUAAAAGGGGAACCACAGAUCAGUACGAGAUGGGAGAUCUGAGUGGAAAGUUCGGAGGUCUUGAGGGAGUAAACCAGUUCGAGGAUGCCUAUAACGACACGAAUCUUCCACUUUUUGGAUAUAACAGUAUCAUUGGAAGAUCUGUGGUUAUUCAGAAGAAGCAGAAGAAUGCCCGAUGGGCCUGCAGUACUCUGGAGCGUGGCUACAGUCCCAGUGAGGCUAGGGAACUGAGAGCCAUUGCCUCGUUUCAUCAUCCCACUGGAUACGCCUAUGGUUACAUUAAGAUGACGCAGCUCAUCCACAACGAUGGUAGCCAGUCGGAGACGGUGAUCGAGGUUAAGCUACGGCAUCCGGGCAAAAACGACCGGAACUCCACGAGAAACCACAACUGGCAGAUCUUCGUUAAUCCUGUGGGCGUUGAUGCAGCCGUAAAGCCCACAAUUACGCGUUGUGUGGCUGGAGGAUAUGUUUGGAAUCCAUACUAUACCCAGCUGGCGGAUCCCCUCAAUCUGGAUCUCUAUGAGCAGGAGUGCAGUCCGGAUAAUCCUUUGCGCUGCUACGUUGGCGAUGUGGGCGCCCGUUUGGGAACAAUAGAUCUUGGAGGUGAACGCGUUGUCCUGACCGACUCCAACUUUCCCCUGGAAGCUCCCGUGGGAGCUAUUGGGCGUUCUAUUGUGAUUUUUGGACCAGAUCACUCCCAUGAGCGAUUUGCUUGUGCGAAUAUAGAACCCGAUCAUAACGUCAUUAAAUACAUAAACCUACAGAAGCCGCCUCGAUUCGUCGUUGCCCAGUUUCUGGAUGAGUUACGAUCGGUGAUGGGCAUUCCGGAAUGGAUGUUGGAUGUGGAUGCGCGUAAGACCAAGGAACUCCAUGGUGGAGCCUGCAUCCAGAUGAUCAUCCACUUCAAGGGGCCUCUGGCCCACAGAUUGGAGUUGGAUAUGUCUCGAUUGAUAGCCGCCGGAAGAUUGGAUGCCCCUAGUCUGUUCAUUCCCGGUUAUGUAAACCAAAAGCGAAAGGCGACCAUAUCAUAUCGUACCUGUGGUGUGAGGGAUACCAAUGAAAAACGCACCAAGAACUUCAAGGGUGGCUUUUACUCCUCAAGCUCAGCUCCAACCGAACCAAAGCCAUUAGUAUUAGCUUUCGUAGUCAUUGGCUUAGCCUUUAGGUUCCUCUAACUCGACUUUAUAAUGUAAUUUUGUUAAAUACUCAAAUCGAUGUAAAGUAUCAUAGAAGUCACUAGUUUAGCGUCUAUGUUUUUGUAAAUUAUUGUACAUUUUAUGAUCUGCAGAAUACGCACUUUCUGCACCUUUCAAUGUAUUCGUAGUUAUUAAAUGUUGUCAAAUCCCUGACUGUGAAAUUCCUGAA
This is a messenger RNA of Drosophila mauritiana, 3765 nucleotides long. RefSeq lists its product as uncharacterized. NCBI's taxonomy places the organism in Eukaryota, Metazoa, Arthropoda, Insecta, Diptera, Drosophilidae. Gene Ontology annotation, biological process: superoxide metabolic process. The coding region runs from base 111 to 3575 and encodes 1154 amino acids. The record is from RefSeq and is a predicted model, not a curated record. Gene Ontology annotation, molecular function: metal ion binding. The transcript is spliced from 10 exons.